GUUCAUGGUCCCUUAACUUGGACCAGCUUACAUGGCAUACAAGUGUUUGUGUUCAGUCAUAGUUAAUAAUGGUUUUUCUUGGAUUCUUACAAAUUGUAGCUUAAAAUAUUUCUUUUUUUCUAGAAAUCAAGAUGGCACAUGAGAUACAUUUAAAGAACAACAAAUACCGGCAGUGGAUUAAGGCAGGCCUAGGCUUGGGUUAUCUAACAAAGGGACUUGCGCCAUUUUGUGAUGACAUAGGAAAACAGCAGCACAAAUAUAUUAUAAACCAAAUACAACAAACAAAGACUCCUCAACCAAACAUACCAUGUAGCGCCUGUCAGAUAACAACUCUCCAGCCAAAUCAUGUCCGAGUCUCAAAAGGGAUAUGUCCCCUCAAUCAAGAUAAAUGUAACUGUUGUUUUCCAAGUAAUAAGAGACCCUGUCCAAACAACAUAUGUGGUGCCAUCUAUGACAGCAUUAUACAGUAUCAUGCAUCAAUACCACCGGCACCUUUUUGGAAAAACAGUGUUGUCCAACAGUGGUCGACAGAACCGUGGGAGGUUUGCAAAUGUUUUAUAAAUGCUCCUGGGUACAAGGACAAGACAUCAGCAGUCGACACAGAUUGCACUGGGUUGCUUCAUGUUAUCAUAAAUAACAAGUACUUUCAUAGUCACAUUGGAUGCAAUGUUAGCGGACCAAACAAUCUUUUUUCAAAGGUACGGCAGUACCGAAAUGAGAUUUUUCACUCUAGCAGUAUGGAGCUAGAGGAGAGCAAGGCUAAUUGUUAUAUCGAUGACAUGAUAGCUGUUCUACAAGAUGGUAAAGAACUUGUACAUCGACAAGAUGCACAGCAAGCUGUCGGGAAACUCCAAGAUCUGAAGAAGAAGGAAUUUAUUAUUACCACUGAAGACUUUAAAGAAAUUCUGACUCAAAUCAAAGAAAAUGCUGCAACAAAAGAGGAAUAUGAGGAGCUCAAACAUAAAUUUACUGAACUAAAAGCACAGGUGUUGGAAGCUGAGAAAGAACGUACAGAGAUGAAAAGAAAAAUUACUGUUCUUGAGACAGAGCAAAAAGAGGAGAUAAAAAGACUCAAGGUAGAAGUUUCUCCUCAACAAAAACAGUUGGAAAAUGAAAAGACUAAAUCAGGUAUGUUGUAUAGAAAAUGAAAAGACUAAAUCAGGUAUGUUGUAAAUAUAAAAAAGGCGAAAUCAGGUAUGUUAUAUAGAAUAUGAAAAGGUGAAAUCAGGAAUGUUUUAUACAAUAGGAAAAAGGCUUAAAAAGGUAUGUAAUAUAGAAUAUGAAAAGGCUUAAUCAGGUUUGUUAUAUACAAAAUGAAAAGGCUAAAUCAGGUAUGUUAUAUAUACAACUCAAAAGUUUCUAAGGAUCACCUUUUUGACAUUGCACAUUUCAGUCCUAUUAUCAUCAAAAUUAUUAUUAUCAUAAUAAAAUAUUUUUUCCGCUAACGAUACACAUGUACAGGGACCUCCUAAUCGUGUACAUGAGUAAUCAAUUUGUUAAACCUUGCACGAUAAGCAUGUGGAAAAGCAUACCCAUGGAAAUUUUGUGUUAUAUGGCCAUGUGCUUUCACUUAAACGUGUACAAGCAGCAAGACUUCUGGUUUUAUUAUGCUCCCCAAAAAAUUUCGGGGGAGCAUAUAGUCGGCGCCUUGUCCGUCUGUCCGAGCAAACAUUUUGGUUUAGGGGCUUUAUAACAGUAAAGAAAACAAAAGAGAACAAUAGAUCAUUCCGUGAUCAAAGGGUUUAGGGGCUAGUAGCCCUUAAGAUAACAAAGAAAUAACAAAGAAAAUAGCCCCUAAACCCAAAAUGUUGGAACGUCCGUCUGUCCGUCCGCACAAACAUUUCAGGUAUAUGAGCUAACUAACAGUACACUGGAACAAAAGGGAACAAAAGACUUCAUUCCGUAAAUAAUAGUUAGCUCAUAAGGAAACAAUAG
Messenger RNA from Ruditapes philippinarum (Manila clam), 1935 nucleotides. RefSeq lists its product as uncharacterized. The record is from RefSeq and is a predicted model, not a curated record. Bases 132 to 1148 code for a protein of 338 amino acids. The transcript is spliced from 4 exons. Lineage: Eukaryota; Metazoa; Mollusca; Bivalvia; Venerida; Veneridae.